This is a messenger RNA of Bemisia tabaci, 2337 nucleotides long. RefSeq names its product hdc homolog, cell cycle regulator. The record is from RefSeq and is a predicted model, not a curated record. Lineage: Eukaryota; Metazoa; Arthropoda; Insecta; Hemiptera; Aleyrodidae.
AAACAAACCGCCUAGUCCUUUCAUAUCAACACAGACAUUUCAAGGAAGCUUCAGGUAAACUAUUGUGAAAUUAAUAUUGUGGUGGUUUAAACUUUCGUCAAAUUAACUUUUCCUAUUUCCGUAGUCCUUUGUUUUCCACUGCGCGAGGUGUGCCGUCCAAAUCUUGGAUCGCUUCGAAACGUUCGUCUCCUCGUCGUGUUAGCCACUGUGUUUAACUCCGAUUUCACAUGGCAUUGUGAGUGUUUUUCUCGGUUAUUUCGUGGGACUUACUUCGUAUGUUCAGAAUUGUGUCAUCGAGUGCACACGAAUCAUUGGAUGAAACGUUGAGCUAAGCAUUUACCAUUGCUAGAGUCGUGAAUCUGCUGCUUCCGUCACAAAUCCAUCGCCCACCCUCACUCCAGGCAACAUGGAGGAGUCAUCUCUGAGCCUUCUCGUCUCUGCAUACGACACUGACAACGAUCUCACCGAAGCGUACAUGUUACUCGCUCCACCACGGAGCGGCGUCCUCUUGGACAACGAACUCAACAACGAUUUUCAAAAUCUCCACGAGCCACUAAAUCCAACCAGCUCUCCAUCGCCCACCCUCACUCCGGGCAAUAUGGAGCAGUCAACUCUGAACCUCCUCGUCUCUGCAUCCGACGCAGACGACGAUCGCACCGAAGCGUGCAUGUUAUUCGCUCCACCACUGAGCGGCGUCCUCUUGGACAACGAACUCAACAACGAUUUUCAAAAUCUCCACGAGCCACUAAAUCCAACCAGCUCUCCAUGCAUCGAACAGAAUCAACGCAGUCUAUCUACCCAACCGAGUCCUCCAGUCUACCUCGACUUGGACGCCCGCAAAAGCCCAUUGGACUUUCUAAUCGACCUCCGUAAUCCUCCUUGGCCGAGACAACCCAAAGACACGAAUGUACCCGCAACCGUACUAUCUCCACCCAAAAAUGUGGGAAGCCAUUUUCCUAGCAGGCGAAAUAGGGUCGCACGUCGUGCCCUCUUCAAGCCAGCCCCUAGAAGGGGGUGCUCUAAACUCACUUUAGGCGACUUGGUUCCACCAGUCAAGAAAUCGUUGUCAUCGGCCAGCAUCAAGAUCAAGAGGCGGGCGAAAAACCUCCUGAACUGCAGGAUCUGCGGUACCGACUUCGCGGACACCCUCAGCCUGGCCCGGCACAUGAAGGAGCACUCCCGGAAACCGCUACCCGUGAAGUUUAUGUGCGGGAUGUGCGCGCCGAAGAAAGGGUUUGCUACGGAAGCUCACCUCGAAGAGCAUCUGAGAGAGUGGCAUUCGGACGAGAGGGUGGGCUGCGCCAGGUGCGGUCAGAGUUUCGACGCCUCGGCGAGAUGUCUUCGAGAGCACGCGCUCACGUGUGUGAAUACGAAGGAGGACGAUCAGCUUCUGCCAGGACCUCACCGAACUGCCUCUGCCCCGGUACAUCAACCGCGUCGUGCGGAGGUUCCUGAAGAAGGGAGAGUGGCCGAGAGUGGACAUUGCAUUCAGCUCCCUCGUCCGUACCCAGAGACCUUCGCUGGACAAGGAGAUCCUAUCCCGUGCCCUCAAACGAGAGUGAAAAGUCUCUUUUACCCGUGUAUGACAGUAGUUUCAACCUCAACCAAGGAUGUCGUCAAGUCCCGCCUCCUCAAUGGCAGAAAAAUCGAUCCUCCCAAUUUGUCUGCUCCUUCACAGCCUGCACCGACUCCCAAAUCGAAAGAGAGAAAAGAGCUGGCAACGGUUAACGGGAGGAAGACUCUCCAACUCCCCCUUCAAAAAAUCAUCAAAAUCGGCGGUUUCGAGACUCGAAUCUUCGAUAAAUUUUCGAUGGACAUGCUCAACGAAGAGAAGCUCUUGCUCUUUUCCACCGACACGAAGCUUCCGCGUAGGCUCGAAGACUUUUUGGUCCGGUUGGAAGGAACUUCCGACUUGGAGAAAUUACCUCGGGUUCCCUCUUGCUACAGGCUGCACGAAUUAAAAGAAGUCGAAUCUGACCUCGAGAUUGAGCCAAUUUUAAAUGACAAACCGAGAGUUAGUGUCACCCGUCCGAAAAGUAGAGGAUCGUCUGUCAAAAAUGUCCUCGGUGGUUCCAAACCCUGCAAACGACAGCGGAGCCGAAGUGCGGACGGCACCUUCUCUUGCGAACUUUGCUGGAAAGUCUUCUGGACCGAAGGGAGCCUCGAGAGUCACGUGGCGAGGAAACACCGAAACGCCGACCUUUAACUGUUGGAAACCAUACCAUCAUAUGUGAACCGAAUGUCCAGUGCUCAGUAUCGCCUGAACCGUUCGGCUCGCAGCUUCGAACCGUAAAUUUAUGUGACCGAACAUUAGUUGCUUAAAACGUCGUUUCUUGU